This is a messenger RNA of Artibeus jamaicensis (Jamaican fruit-eating bat), 975 nucleotides long. Its product is annotated as olfactory receptor 1361-like. The transcript is spliced from 2 exons. Gene Ontology annotation, biological process: G protein-coupled receptor signaling pathway. The coding region runs from base 31 to 975 and encodes 314 amino acids. Lineage: Eukaryota; Metazoa; Chordata; Mammalia; Chiroptera; Phyllostomidae. The record is from RefSeq and is a predicted model, not a curated record. Gene Ontology annotation, cellular component: membrane. Gene Ontology annotation, molecular function: olfactory receptor activity; G protein-coupled receptor activity.
GCAUCUGACAGCAGCAGAGAGCAGCCAGACAUGGGCAGAGCCAACCAGACCGGAGUCACAGAGUUCCUUCUUCUGGGACUCUCCGAGCAGCUGGGGCGGGAACAGGUUUCCUUCGGCUUGUUCCUGUGCAUGUACCUGCUCACCGUCAUCGGGAACCUUCUCAUCAUCUUGGCCAUCAGCUGUGACAGUUGUCUCCACACACCCAUGUACUUUUUCCUGGCCAACCUCUCCUGUGUCGACAUCUGCUUGUCAUCAGUCACCAUGCCCAAGACGCUGGUGAAUCACAUGGUGGGAAGCAAGUCCAUCUCCUAUGUGGAGUGCAUGACCCAGGCCUACUUCUUCAUCACUUUUGGCAACAUGGACGGGUUCCUCCUGAGCGUGAUGGCCUACGACCGUUACACUGCUAUCUGCUGCCCGCUCCGGUACACCGUGAUCAUGAGGCCCCAACUCUGUGUCCUGCUGGUGGCGGUGUCUUGGGUCAUCACAAACCUGCAUGCUCUCCUUCACACUGUCCUCAUGGUUCAGCUCACAUUCUGUUCCAGCAAUGUUGUCCACCACUUCUUCUGUGACCCCUAUGCAGUUCUAAAGCUGUCCUGUUCUGACACCUUCGUCAAUGACGUGAUGGUCCUCACUGUGGGUGGGCUGGUAUUUCUGAUACCGUUUUCAUGUAUAAUCAUUUCCUAUGCUUACAUCCUCUCUAAUGUACUGAAGCUGCCAACGGCCCGCGGACUAAGGAAAGCUCUGUCCACGUGUGGAUCCCACGUCAUUGUGGUCUCCCUCUUUUAUGGGACAGUCCUGGGGGUCUAUAUGCACCCUUCAUCCUCCUACUCAGGACGGGACAUGGUGGCCACUGUCGUCUUCACCGUGCUGACCCCCCUCAUCAAUCCCUUCAUCUAUAGCUUGAGAAAUCGUGAUGUGAAGGGAGCCUUAAGGAAACUAAUUAUUAUCAGGAGAAUUGUUUUAUCAAGAUCCUAG